GCCAAUGACCUCGAGCAAUCUUCUCUCGAUUGCCCUCUGAGGACGUGAACAAACCAUGUCUUGCGUGAUAGGGAUAGGUUAGAUUGGCAUCACCUGCAUUGGGAUUGCCAGAGGUGUCAGCAUGCACCACAACUGGCCGCAUCCGUUAGUCUAGCCAGGCUCCAGACUCUAGCUCUGGUACGGACCGUCGAACAGCCUCGCAAGCAGUAUUGAUGUACCAUGGACCAAGAUCGGGGAUUGUAGGUCUGCCAAGGAGAAUGAAUUCGAGAAAACAACCUGAUGCUCGUAAACACCAGCCCCAACCUUUCCCUAUGGGACGGGGCGAACCAGCGGGCUGAUCUUGAGCACCUGAUGGUCGACGGACCGGAAGUUUCUACACCCCAGAACCCCACAAGUAUAAGAGCAUCCUGAUUGCCAUCUUUUCGAGUCGCGUUGGCAUCCAUCUCCCCCCUAACAAAUCCAUCUUCGCAAUCAAGCAAGCAAGCAAGCAAGAAAAGAAAAAUCGGCCAUGCCGGAACAAAACAACAACGGCCUGCACUCCUUCAAGACCAAUGCCGAGGUGGCUGUUAUGGCCGGCAGCGGUGUCUAUGCUGCCAACGAACUCGGCAAGGCAAUCUCCGAGGACUACAAGGACGCCAACGAACACUAUGUGAAGGCUGCCGUUGGCGCCGUCGUCGCCGUCGGAGCCUACCAGCUUCUCAAGAAGCAGAAGCGGGAGCGUGAGGACGACGACUACGAGAGCAGCGACGACGAGGGCCAUCACCAUCGCCAUGAGCCACGGCCCCGUCGGUACUCGCACCAUGAACAUCACCACGAACACGAGGAGCCAGGUCAUCACCGCCGGCUCUUGGAGGAGGCUGUGGGAGCGUACAGUUUGGGAAAGGAGCUCUUGGGCGACAGGCGGCACCACGUCAUCCACCUGAUCACCGAGGCCUUGGGAGCCGUUGCCGCCGUGAAAGAAGCCAACGACAGGGGCAAAGAAGCCCGGGAACGGGAAAUUUGAUAUCAGUCAGGGGCCGGGAAGGAUGGAUUUGGGUUGUUGAGUUGGAUGGAAAGGAAACCAAGGCAAGAGACCAUCUCGCCGGACGCAGAUUGCCAGCGUCAUUUGAGCGACUUUUUCGAGCCUUUUUGGCGGUCCACAGCACGUCUGGAGCUUGUAAUGACAGCGGAUUGAGUGGUGAUCACGUGGACGUGUCUUGGCAUCGACCGCAUCGACAGCGACAGCGCAGGCCUUUCAACAACUGCUGGUUUCCCCUCUACUACCUCCUCUGACCAUCAGCUACUAGCGAUUUGGGGACCAUAAUGACCUUCUAAGCGAUCAUUGUAUUUUAUCUUCCAUGAGUCUCAAGUUCAGGGCCGAAGUUCAGGGCCGAGUUUCAAGUAGCAAGCAAACCUUCAACAGUUGUGGCGUGAGGAGAAAAUCCAGGACUUGCA
This is a messenger RNA of Cladophialophora immunda, 1434 nucleotides long. RefSeq lists its product as uncharacterized. The coding region runs from base 509 to 1003 and encodes 164 amino acids. The transcript has a single exon. The record is from RefSeq and is a predicted model, not a curated record. Lineage: Eukaryota; Fungi; Ascomycota; Eurotiomycetes; Chaetothyriales; Herpotrichiellaceae.